CUCAAAUUCCACGAGAGAGCGUUGAAAUGUGGGAACUGCCAUGCAUAUAAUAGUCCCGACAUUAUCCAAGCACCAGGAGAUGUUAUAUCACCAACGCAAGCAGCCCAGCCCAUUAACGGUGUGUCUCUGUUCCACAGUGAUCCACCUCAGCUGAUUCGAAAUCCCCAUUACGUGCCAAUUCAUAGAAAUGACGAGCAGAGGAUAGAAACGGUGCAAUUGCAGGUGAACGCCGCUGUUUUACCGACACGAAAUUCGGAGUUGAGCCUCGAUGCUAUCGUUGAUAGAGAAGAAAGACGGGACGUGGCGAGACGUGGCAAGGAGCCUGGAGGAAACGGAGAACAACGGAGACGGAGACGAAGACGAAGACGAAGACGAAGACGAAGAAAGGAAAGAAGAAUGAUAAGGUUAUAUCAGUGCAGGCCGAGUCGAAGAUUGUUCAGCGAUGCGUCGUUCGCGAAGGAUUUCGCCAAGGAUUACGCGAAACAUCGCGUUUCCUUGUCACCGAUGCAGCGUGCGAUCUUGACAGCCGGUGCAGCCGCUAUAUCUUUAGCUAAUCCUUUCCGCGGUGAUAUGAUCGCUUGUUUGGGAGAGACGACCGGCACCGAUGCACUUUCCUAUUGUCUUCGACAAAUGCUUGCAACCGCCGAGGGACGUCGCAUCCUAGACGAAAAGCCACGCAUUUCCUCGUCGACGAUCGAUCUAUCCGCGCUAAAGCGUUUACCACCGGGGACUGUUGGCAGGACUUAUCGCGAUUUUUUGGAUGCUAACAACGUCACCCCUGAUUCUAGACCCUCGGUCAGAUUCGUGGAGGAUACAGAAUUGGCGUACGUAAUGCAACGAUACAGAGAAAUGCACGAUAUUUUUCACGCUGUACUCUUAAUGCCAACCACGAUGCUCGGGGAGGUGUCCGUCAAGUGGAUAGAAGCGUUGCAAUUGCGUUUACCGAUGUGCUUGAGCGGAGCGAUAUUCGGAGCGUACCGAUUACGUCCAAGGCAAAGGAAAUUAUACCUCGAACAUCAUCUACCAUGGGCCAUUAAAACGGGUAUUCGAGCAAAGUUCCUUCUGGGAAUUUACUACGAAGAACGUUGGGAGCAAACCCUCGUUGACUUUCAUCGAGAAACGAACAUUAUUCCCCUGGUUCCGAUCGAGCCAACGAAGUAGACUCCGUUUCCGUAUUCCCAAAGGAUAAUUACCUAGAUAGUAUAUAACAAUUUUUAUUCACCGUAACGUUGGAAAUAUGAAGAAUAUAAUUUUUACUGGGAUAUA
Messenger RNA from Osmia bicornis bicornis, 1266 nucleotides. Its product is annotated as ubiquinone biosynthesis protein COQ4 homolog, mitochondrial. Lineage: Eukaryota; Metazoa; Arthropoda; Insecta; Hymenoptera; Megachilidae. Gene Ontology annotation, biological process: ubiquinone biosynthetic process. The transcript has 6 exons. Bases 397 to 1161 code for a protein of 254 amino acids. The record is from RefSeq and is a predicted model, not a curated record. Gene Ontology annotation, cellular component: mitochondrial inner membrane; mitochondrion.